AUGGCAAGAGUCGCUUUCUCUGUUCGUACCAGCCUCGCUUGUCCCAAACGACGACAACUUCCACCAGACACAUUCAGCGGGCCUAGGAUCAUCCGUCGCCAUGACAAAUUCGCUGUCCCACCUCGUAUUCUCUUCAGCGGUCGCACUCGCCGUAAGCGCCAGAUCAGAGCGCAGAAUGCCAGCAAUCACUCCAAGCUGACCCUGUGGACCCUUCCGAUCGACCUUCAACUCGAGAUCAUGAAUCACCUCGACAAGCCAUCACGCAUCAUCCUGGGCCUGACCAGCAAACACUUUGCAGACUUGAGCCAGCUCUCCAAGACUGAUCUCACCGAUCGUCCCUCUCUGGUUCAAUGGCGCACUGCGGCGCCAGGCAGCCAACGCUACACCCAACACAUCUCGGACCGACGCAUCCUGAUGUUGCAACUCAGGACCUACUUCCCGCGCAACCGCCGGCUCUGCUGGAUCUGCCUCAAGUACACGCCGAUCCACGGCCACGCGUGGCACUUUACUGCCCGCGUCAACACCCUCGAUGGCAACCACAUCGACCUCCCGUUCCUCAACGAGAGGCCGGUGAGACGAGUCUGGGCGCACGCGCGCUGCAUGAAUCUAAACGGGUUGAACAGCGGUCGUGACCUGGGCAGCUGGGCCGUCAGGACCGCUGGGGCCGCGGGCGGGCGGGAUACCUAUUUCUGGGGCCGCCUCGUUGCUGGGCUGGAGCUGUACAAGCAAUAG
Molecule: messenger RNA, 732 nt
Organism: Fonsecaea erecta
Lineage: Eukaryota; Fungi; Ascomycota; Eurotiomycetes; Chaetothyriales; Herpotrichiellaceae
Exons: 2
Coding region: 1-732 (243 amino acids)
Molecular function (GO): protein binding
Source: RefSeq, a predicted model, not a curated record